This is a messenger RNA of Prorocentrum cordatum, 938 nucleotides long. NCBI's taxonomy places the organism in Eukaryota, Dinophyceae, Prorocentrales, Prorocentraceae. The record is from the annotation of a GenBank genome assembly.
GCAAAAGCGAUGCCUUCGGCGCCGACCCUCCUGCGCCCGGCCACCUCCGACCAGGACAAGAGGCUGCACAGGCGGCCCAAGGCGCUGCAGGACGUCUCCGUGCUGCAGCAGACGCUGUCGCAGAACGUGCCCGUGGCCAAGCACACGGGCAUCUACAAGCUCCACCUGCAGGCGAAGGCCACCCUGGGCACGAGCUGCGUGAGGGAGGCCGUGAAGCUGCCGCCGCUCGUCGACAGGGCGACGUGGAUCGCUGCGAAGAUGCUGAACAUUUACAAGGAGAUGCAGAGCUCAUGGCCUGCUUGCUCAAGGGGACCGACGUGUGCACCAACAGCUCGUGCCCCAUGAUGUGCGCCGGCCCCUGCGUGCAGUACGCCUGGUCGGACGAGGCGCACCCCAAGCCGGUGAUGCUGUCCGCGCCGGAGUACCUGGAGAGGUUGAUCACGUACGCGUUCGAUAUCAUCUCGGACCCCGAAAUCUUCCCGGUGGACAUGACCCCGUCCUUCCCAGAGGAUGAUUUCGAGCAGCUGUGCUCCAAGUUGUGUAAACGCUUCUUCCGCAUCUACGCCCACGCCUACCUGUCGCACUUCGACGUGAUCCGGGAGAACGGCGCCGAGGCUCACCUGAACUGCUGCUUCAAGCACUUCCUGUUUUUCGUGACGGAGUUUCGACCUGGUGGAGGCACGCGACAUGGUGCCCCUGCAGGACCUGGUGCAGAAGUUCGAGGACGCGACCCCAGGGUCAGCGCCAGCGGCGGGCGCCGAGGCGGCGGGGGCCCAGCAGGUCUCCGCCUCGCAGUGGCUCGACGGCGCGGUCCAGGAGGAGCUGCGGCACGCGGCCGCGGCGGCCGCGGGCGCGGCGGCCUCGGGCUGCGGCCUCGCCUGCGGCCGCCGCGGGAAGGGGGCCGGCGCCUCGGAGCCAGGGCGCCGGCAGCAGGCUAG